AUGGGUGUCUCCAGCUUAUACCGUGUUGCUCUCUUUGGAGUUUCUGUUCAUGCUCUAGCAUACCCUGGGCCACAGGCAACAGAUCGGGUUAUCAUUCCCUCGGACGCGCAGACCCCUAAGCCAACACUUCCCCCGACUCCUCAUCAUGAGCUUUUCAAGCGUCAAGUUUCCGGGAGCGCAAGCGACUCUGGCUCCUAUGGCGACACCAUUUUCAUUGCUCCAGACAACACAUGUGGUUAUGUGAGCGGAUUAGCAGGUGCUGCUUUUACCUGUGUCGACCCAACCAAUUCUUGCGUCUUCAUCCCUUCCUCUGGUUCGAUACCCGGUGCUGCAGGAUGCUGCAACACCAAAGUUUGCGGCUUCCGUGUUGCUUGCAUGGAUUACAGCGAGGUCCUCGUCCAGAGCAAAUGCGAUGACGGUUGCAUGGCAGACACUUACACCGCAAAGUGCACAGGAACGGACAACCCGUAUUGCGGUACCAUCGCAUUUCCCGGGGGUAUCACCGACUAUUUUUGCGGAACUCUUUCUGGCUCGCGUGUGCAAUCGGCCAAGACGACCUGGGACGGCGAGACAGAUGGCCGCACCUUCCUAACAUGGACCAACAGCGGCAGCAGCUCGACCCUUGCCAUCCCGACUAUAGAGUCCAGCACCUCCGCCCGCGGCGCAAGCUCAACCCCCUCCUCGAUCUCCUCCGGCACCGUUGGCGUGGGCGGAUCCAUCACUGACCCAGCCGAUCCCGACCAACCGGAACCGAAGAAGGAGAAAGGAGGAAGCAACAUUGGCGCCAUCGUCGGCGGUGCUGUCGGCGGUCUAGCCGUUAUUGGUCUUGUAAUCCUCGGUAUUGUCUGGAUGGUGCGCCGCAAGAAGCGCAACAACAACACCCCCGACACUCCUGCAACCUCGGCAGCAGCAGCAGGAGCGGUACCUCCUCCCGGCGGCGGCGGCGGUCACCCAGGUCUAGCCAACUCCCCGCCACCACAGCCCACCCCCAGCCCUGGUAACGGUGGCAAUCUCGACCCGGCCCUCAACAACAACUCCCACAACAGUUACUACUACGCCGGCGGCGGUACCCCGGACCCCCACAAGGUUCCCGUUAUGACUCAACACUACCCUGCUCCUGCUUCGCCUCCUCCUCCUUCCGCCGAUUACAACAACAACAACCACAACAACCACAACAACUACAAUAACGGACAACAUCCCCAAUGGAACAACAAUGGAAACCCCAACGGCAGCCCAACAUCAGGUUACAUCCCCCCUUCCAGCCCUGCUUCUACCUUGAUGUCCGGGGGUGGGUAUCAACCUAGCAGCGUUAGCGGCGGCGGUGGUGCGCCAAUGGGUCAUCCGCAUCACAUGUCUGGCCAGAGCUUCACCGGGGUUUCGCCAAUGGGUGGGCACGGACAAGGACAUGGACCGAUAUACGGACCGGGCGGACAGCCGGUUUACGAGGCGGCGAGUAAUGCGGUGGGCGGACCGCAGGAGUUGAAUGCGAAUCACAGGGGACAUAUGCAUGAGUUGCAAUAG
Messenger RNA from Sordaria macrospora k-hell, 1521 nucleotides. RefSeq lists its product as uncharacterized. NCBI's taxonomy places the organism in Eukaryota, Fungi, Ascomycota, Sordariomycetes, Sordariales, Sordariaceae. The record is from RefSeq and is a predicted model, not a curated record.